AUGGGCGCGCGGGUCGGGGCGCUGCUGCUGGCGCAGCUGUUGGCGCGAGGCCUGCGUCCCGAAGCUCAGCCUGGUGUCCGUCUGUCCAUCCCAGGGCCAUGUGGCCAACGCGCCGUCCCGACACGCAUAGUGGGUGGAAAGGACUCAGAGCUUGGCCGCUGGCCUUGGCAGGGCAGCCUGCGCAUGUGGGGCUUCCACCACUGCGGAGCGAGCCUGCUGAACCGCCGCUGGGUGCUCUCAGCCGCGCACUGCUUCCAAGAGAGCGCCAAUCCCAAUGAAUGGACGGUCCAGUUUGGCGAGCUGACCUCCUCGCCGUCCAUCUGGAACCUGCAAGCCUACUACAACCGCUACCAGGUGGCGCGGAUUUUCCUGAGCCCUCGGUAUCUGGGGUCCUCGUCAUUCGACAUUGCCCUGCUGCGGCUGGCCUCCUCCGUCACCUACAGCAAGCACAUCCAGCCCGUCUGUGUCCCGGCCUCGUCCUCGGAGUUCCAGAACCAGACCGACUGCUGGGUGACCGGCUGGGGGGACAUCACAGAAGAUGAGGGAAGUCCAGGUCGGCAUCAUUAA
Phacochoerus africanus (Common warthog) is the source of this 567-nucleotide messenger RNA. Its product is annotated as testisin-like. The transcript is spliced from 4 exons. The record is from RefSeq and is a predicted model, not a curated record. Gene Ontology annotation, biological process: proteolysis. Gene Ontology annotation, molecular function: serine-type endopeptidase activity. Lineage: Eukaryota; Metazoa; Chordata; Mammalia; Artiodactyla; Suidae. The coding region runs from base 1 to 567 and encodes 188 amino acids.